UCUAGUUUCCAGCUACACCAGUCCCCAUAUAAGAAGUAUAGUUUCCAGCUAGCAACAUUACAAUUCACUUUGUUUGUUUCCCAAGAAAAGCUUUUGCCGGGUAAAAGUUUGCAGUGUCGAAGAGAAAUCAAUGGCGAUUGAACACAUCGAUGAUGUCGUGGACGAGAAGAAUCCUCCUCCUCUCGACGAGGACGAUAUCGCUCUCCUCAAAACUUAUGGUUUGGGACCUUAUUCUGCCAGCAUAAAAAGGAAUGAGAAGGAAAUUAAGGAUAUGGCUAAGAAGGUCAAUGAUUUACGCGGUAUCAAGGAGUCUGAUACAGGCUUAGCUGCACCCAGCCAAUGGGAUAUUGUUUCCGAUAAGCAAAUGAUGCAGGAGGAGCAGCCCCUGCAGGUGGCAAGAUGCACAAAGAUCAUCAGCCCAAAUUCUGAAGAUGCAAAAUAUGUAAUAAAUGUUAAGCAAAUCGCAAAGUUUGUUGUUGGGCUGGGUGACAAAGUUUCCCCUACUGAUAUUGAAGAAGGAAUGCGUGUCGGUGUUGAUCGGAAUAAAUAUCAAAUUCAAAUUCCCUUACCACCAAAAAUUGAUCCAAGCGUAACCAUGAUGACGGUGGAGGAAAAGCCAGAUGUAACAUAUAAUGAUGUUGGUGGAUGUAAAGAGCAGAUAGAAAAGAUGCGAGAGGUUGUUGAGCUACCCAUGCUACACCCUGAGAAAUUCGUGAAGCUUGGAAUUGAUCCUCCUAAAGGUGUUCUCUGCUAUGGUCCUCCUGGAACUGGUAAAACACUUUUAGCCAGAGCUGUGGCUAAUAGAACUGAUGCAUGUUUCAUUCGUGUUAUUGGAAGUGAGCUUGUUCAGAAAUAUGUUGGUGAGGGGGCUAGGAUGGUCCGUGAACUGUUUCAGAUGGCACGUUCCAAAAAAGCUUGCAUCGUGUUUUUUGAUGAAAUAGAUGCUAUUGGAGGUGCGCGUUUUGAUGAUGGUGUGGGUGGAGACAAUGAGGUUCAGCGCACCAUGCUCGAGAUUGUGAAUCAGCUUGAUGGAUUUGAUGCUCGUGGAAACAUCAAAGUUCUAAUGGCAACAAACAGACCUGACACGCUGGACCCCGCACUAUUACGUCCUGGAAGGUUAGAUCGCAAAGUUGAAUUUGGCUUGCCAGAUUUGGAGAGUAGGACACAGAUAUUUAAGAUCCAUACACGAACAAUGAACUGUGAAAGGGAUAUUCGAUUUGAACUUCUAGCUCGCCUCUGUCCAAAUUCUACUGGAGCUGACAUAAGGAGUGUGUGCACGGAGGCUGGAAUGUAUGCCAUUCGAGCACGGAGAAAGACGGUGACCGAGAAAGACUUUCUUGAUGCAGUGAACAAAGUCAUCAAGGGAUACCAGAAGUUCAGUGCCACACCCAAGUAUAUGGUCUACAAUUGAUUGAAUGCUUUUGUCGCUCCCUGAGAUACUUGCUUCUCGCGGACAAUGCAGCUCCAAAUUAGACAGCAUCUCUCUUCAUGGCUAUUCUUGAACUCCAUCACCGGAACCUGAAACUGCUCGGAUUAUAGCUAUUCAUUCACUGUGCCAAGGAAGACUUGAAUGCCUUCAGCGGUCUCCAAUGUCAAAGUAAUAGAGACUGUAUUUGGUUAUAAAUUGCUGGUGUUCUUCGGUUGCAUUCCAGAUAAUGCUGUGUGUUUGAUUUUAAGAUUGACCAGCACUUUUGUAUUUUGAAUUAUUGAUUAAAUUAACCUCAGAAACUUUUUGCAUUGCGCACA
Molecule: messenger RNA, 1746 nt
Organism: Cornus florida
Lineage: Eukaryota; Viridiplantae; Streptophyta; Magnoliopsida; Cornales; Cornaceae
Product: 26S proteasome regulatory subunit 7-like
Exons: 10
Coding region: 131-1411 (426 amino acids)
Biological process (GO): proteasome-mediated ubiquitin-dependent protein catabolic process
Cellular component (GO): proteasome regulatory particle, base subcomplex
Molecular function (GO): ATP hydrolysis activity; ATP binding; proteasome-activating activity
Source: RefSeq, a predicted model, not a curated record